Molecule: messenger RNA, 1714 nt
Organism: Lobosporangium transversale
Lineage: Eukaryota; Fungi; Mortierellomycota; Mortierellomycetes; Mortierellales; Mortierellaceae
Product: glyoxal oxidase N-terminus-domain-containing protein
Exons: 2
Coding region: 1-1596 (531 amino acids)
Source: RefSeq, a predicted model, not a curated record
AUGGCUGCAGGAGCGCUCACUACAGACAAUGGCAAACCCAAACCUAUACCAAGUCAACCUAAAGGUUCAUUCAAGGUUGUGGGUGAAACCGGUGUUGCAGCACAACACAUCGCUCUGGUUACGCCCACAAAGAUGCUGAUUAUCGACAAGGCAGAAGCUAAUCCUGCCAAGUUACCCAGUGGUACUUCAGCAUACAAUGUCGAAUAUGAUCUUGUCAAGAAUCAAUAUCGUGUACUUGAAGUAAAGACCAAUACCUUCUGCUCCGGCGGUGGCUUCUUGCCGAAUGGCACCAUGAUCAGUGCUGGCGGUGCAGAGUUACCUUUCGCAACUGAAUCUGGCUUCCAGUCCCUUCGCAUGUGGAACCCUUGUAAUGAUGGAUCGUGCGGCUGGAUUGAGAAUCCUGCUGAUCCUGCUUGGACCAUGACAGGGAACCGCUGGUAUGUCUCUAUUACCACACUGCCAUCAGGUGAACUGUUUGUUCUUGGUGGCAGUAACGAAUCCCUAGCGAUCAAUCGGAUGGCCACCAACAAUCCAACAUGGGAGAUUUACCCCAAGCCCGCUGGAGUUAAGGCCGCGGAUUAUAAGCCUACAUUUAUGCAAUUCAUGGUCGAUGCUCUCCCCAACAACCUAUACCCGAACGUCUAUUCCCUCCCUGAUGGCAAUAUCUACAUUUUUGCGAACCAAAAAUCCAUCAUCUUUAACGUGGAGCGCAAUGAAGUAAUCAAACGUUUACCUGACAUUCCUGGUGGUCCUCGUUCGUACCCACUCACUGGAUCGCAUGUUCUGUUGCCGUUGGACCCAGCUAAGAAUUAUGCUCAUGAGAUCUUGGUCUGCGGCGGAUCUGAGGCUCAACUGCAGCGUGCCAAGGCCCUUCAAAGUUGUGGUCGUAUCAACCUCAACGACCCUGAUCCUCAAUGGGAAAUGGAAGAGAUGCCCACCCCUCGGCUUAUGGGCGAUGCAGUCAUCCUUGCAGACGGCAAGAUCAUGCUGUUGAAUGGAUGCAUGACCGGUUAUGCUGGAUUCCGUCACGGUAACGACCCUGUUUUUACGCCUGUAGUCUAUGAUCCCGCUGCACCAUUAGGAUCCAGAUUUACAGAGUGGGAGCCAAGCAACAUCGCAAGGAUGUACCAUUCGGUUGCAUUGUUGCUACCGGAUGGUACUGUUUUCGUCGCUGGAUCCAACGAGAACUCUGAAGUGCGUUUGAAGGAUGUACCAUUCCCUACUGAGUAUCGCGUUGAGUCAUUUACGCCUCCCUAUUUGACCACUGAUCUAGCGAGACCCGAAAUAUUAAGCAAGAUCCCAGAAAAGGUUACCUACGCUCAAAAGAUUCAAGUGAUUAUUGAUGUGAAGGAUAAGAGCAAGUAUGAGCCUGAUGUGACCUUUAUGCUGGGCAAGAAAGGAUUCGUGACACAUAGUACACACAUGUCACAGAGAAUGAUCAAGCUCGUGUCGACCCAGACCCGUGUUGAGGGCACUAAGAUAACUUAUGAAGUGGCUAUGCCGCCCAACGCCAACCUGAUGCCUCCAGGUCCUCAUUACAUCCAUGUCUUGAACAAUGGAGUCCCUUCAUUAGCUUUCCAUUUGCUCCUUAACUAGAAGGAAAAGAGAAACAAAACUCCCUGUCAUAUUAUUGUACAAAAGACCUCACGAAAAUGAAAAUAAAAUAUCUAAUAAUUAAUACGCCUCUGAUGGAACUGUGUUGUGUGUUGGUGCU